GAGUCUUACCUCAUCGUUUACAGACUCGUGGCCAAAACAUCUCUCUCUUCGCCGCCGUGGCCUGAAGUGAAACUGCCAGAUCCAGUGGAAGAAGCAAAGUAUCAUGCAGAGGUGGUCCAAAAGGUGAACAAGAUGAUCGCAACUGGGCAGUAUGGGCGGCUCUUUGCUGUGGUCCACUUUGCCAGCAAGCAGUGGAAGGUAACCAGCGAGGACUUGAUCAUGAUGGACAACGUGCUGGAGGCUGAAUGCGGGGACCGCAUCCGGAUGGAAAAGGUUUUGCUGGUUGGUGCUGAUGACUUCACGCUGAUUGGAAGGCCGCUCCUAGGGAAAGAUCUUGUCCGCGUGGAGGCUACCGUGAUUGAAAAGACGGAGUCGUGGCCAAAAAUUAACAUGCGCUUUUGGAAGAGACACAAUUAUCAAAGGAAAAAAAUCAUCACGAACCCGCAGACCGUCCUCCGGAUAAACACCAUAGACAUUUUCCCCUGUUUGUCGUGACUGAUUGAUUGAUUGGGUGUUGCGUGGCUUAGGGCUUAUUAUUGCUUGGAGGCAAUUAUGGAAAUAAAACCACCUUGUCAUUGGAAA
This is a messenger RNA of Struthio camelus australis, 582 nucleotides long. The record is from RefSeq and is a predicted model, not a curated record. NCBI's taxonomy places the organism in Eukaryota, Metazoa, Chordata, Aves, Struthioniformes, Struthionidae.